Molecule: messenger RNA, 4710 nt
Organism: Mus pahari (shrew mouse)
Lineage: Eukaryota; Metazoa; Chordata; Mammalia; Rodentia; Muridae
Gene: Rab8b
Product: RAB8B, member RAS oncogene family
Exons: 8
Coding region: 66-689 (207 amino acids)
Biological process (GO): regulation of exocytosis; Golgi vesicle fusion to target membrane; protein secretion
Cellular component (GO): trans-Golgi network transport vesicle; plasma membrane; endosome
Molecular function (GO): GTP binding; GTPase activity
Source: RefSeq, a predicted model, not a curated record
CCCCCUCCGCGCCGCUUUCCACCGUCUCCUUGCUCUCGGCGGUCAGAGAGGGCCGGAGCGAGAAGAUGGCGAAGACGUACGAUUAUCUGUUCAAGCUGCUGCUCAUCGGCGACUCCGGCGUUGGCAAGACCUGCCUCCUGUUCCGCUUCUCAGAGGACGCCUUCAACACCACCUUUAUCUCCACCAUCGGAAUUGAUUUUAAAAUCAGAACGAUAGAACUCGACGGAAAGAAAAUUAAACUUCAGAUAUGGGACACGGCGGGCCAGGAAAGAUUCCGAACAAUUACAACAGCAUACUACAGAGGAGCCAUGGGAAUUAUGCUGGUCUAUGACAUCACCAAUGAAAAAUCCUUUGACAAUAUUAAAAAUUGGAUAAGAAACAUUGAAGAGCACGCCUCUUCAGAUGUUGAAAGAAUGAUCCUGGGUAACAAAUGUGAUAUGAACGACAAAAGACAAGUGUCAAAAGAGAGAGGGGAGAAGUUAGCAAUUGACUAUGGGAUUAAAUUUUUGGAGACAAGUGCAAAGUCGAGUACAAAUGUAGAAGAGGCAUUUUUUACACUUGCACGGGAUAUAAUGACAAAACUCAACAGGAAAAUGAAUGACAGCAAUUCAUCAGGAGCAGGUGGGCCAGUGAAAAUAACAGAAAGCCGGUCUAAGAAGACCAGUUUCUUCCGCUGUUCUCUGCUUUGAUGAACUCCUCAUUUCUGAGAGACUGCAGAAUACCUAGAGGGCCCUUCCCUGCCUCUCUGAAAGCACAGGCUACCCAGCCUCAGAGUCACCUCGCCCGGCUGCUGCGGAGAGCACCCCCGGAACUCACACAGACCACCAAGUGGAUUCCAGCCUUGUGGCCUAGCAAAAAAGAGCGGACUCCUUUCUUUAAAAAACAGAAGCAAUGAUGUGGAGACACACAUAGGACCUAACUGGUUUUUCCUUGUUUUACUGCCUGUCCUGGAAGCUGCUGUCUUUCUUUGCACAUGCGUGUCAGCCUUUUCCUGGUACAGCGUAAUCUUAGAUACUUAACUGAGCACUUUAGUGGCAUAAAGUUCUACACUUGUAUAUUUGGGGAUGCUUAAAGACAGCAGAGCAUUAAACAGAGGUUGACCUGCUACAAUUAAAGGAUGGUUGGCCUCGUUCACAUGGCCAAAAGUUCUUCUGUUGGUAGAUUUAUUGACGGGCUUUGAUUUGUAGUAUUCCUAAAAAUCAUUAAAUUUGAUAAAUGUUCAAAAUUUAUAAAAAUGCCCAUCUAUCCAGAGGCCAUGGCAUUGCCGUCUUUUGAGGGGGCGACCAGCCAUGCUCACCCCUGAGUAGCUGUGUCCCCUUUGAAGUUGGCUGUCCUGCCUCCUCUGUGGACUCAGCCUCUGGAAAGCACUGCAGGCUCACUGUUCGAGGGUUCUGUCUGCUGUCCCUUGUCCUGUGUGGCUUGCUGUUGUUAUUUGCUUAUCUAAAACCCAUAGUAUAUGAGCACUGCUGUCUGCCUGUGCACUGCAUGAGCAGCGAUCUCACAUAGGUUGAGACGUGGUCAUCACGGCUAUCUGUCCACAUCCACCUAUGGUCUUGUCACAUUAGAGUAUGUAGUAAGUACAUUCUUUCUGAGUUUCACCCAUUAGCUUAUAUUACCCAGUUCUUAACCAGAAUCCCCAUCCACAAGAGUUAACAAAGGUUAGAUUUAGAUUUUAGUUUGCAGAAAACAUACAUAUACAGAGAAAGAUUAAACAUGUUGCUGUAACUUUAAAAGACAGCUAUUUGUAAUGCUGAAAGGACUUUUUUCUAUUUUUUUUUAAGUAAUUAGACCUAGCACAUCCUCCAGAAAUCUUGUCUUUUCAUUAAAGCACGCAUGAUUCAGGUCUCAGCUUUCAAAUAGCCAUUGCUGGGUGUCUAAGACCCAGCCCUGUUUGCUUAGGUUUGUCAUUAGAGAAGUGGUGUGGACAUCCAGGCUGAAGCCCACCACAGAUGUCACUGCCCUUCUCACCAAAUACUGGUUCUGAUGUUUCUUCUGUGGGUGAAGCCACUGCACUGGGGACGGGGAGGGUGUUUGGUGUUAACUUUUGUGCCAACUAUAGAUCAUAAUGUCACUGCUGUCCUAACACAGAGAGCAUAAAAACAGGUGACAGUGGCAGGCACUUGUACUUUAAGGUGGAUGUGGAUAGCUAGUUACACAGACAAUUCUGCCUCAGACUAAGAUCUGUGGGUACAGUGUUUGGACCAGUCAGGCCUUCCCAUCUGUUGGGAAGCUCAGAAGCAUUCCAGUGGCUGCAAGUUUCCCAGAGUUAUUUUUGGUGGAUAUGCUAACUUUACUGUUGAAAAACUUCAGCCUUUUCUUCUUUUUCCUUAGUUACCUAUCAGCUUAAAAUCACACAUUACUACCCCCGUGCAAGCAGUUCACUCAUUGAGAACUGAUUACAAGUCUAACAUCGUGAAAUUAAAUACAUAUUUGAAAAGAACCAGUAUUUUCUUAGAAAUGUCUUAUCACUACUUUUCUGGAAAAAAAGUUCAAGCAGUUACAUUGGUCACAAAGUACUUUGCAAAAAGCACAGGCUGUGACACCACAUACGAAUGUAAUUCUCUUAGUAUUUACCUCUGACUGUUUGGUGUCUUAACACUUCGGUUUCUAUCUCAGGGGUUGUCUGCAAACCAAAACUGACAUGUUCUGUGGUCAGCUUUUUCUUUUCUUCUGUUUUGUUUUUGUUUUUAAACAAACAAAACCAGAAUGCUUUGCUUUUGAUAUUUUCACCCUUCUUGUGUCUUUUGUGGGUUAAUAACUAGUCUCCAUGAACUUCUCUUUGAAAGAGCCUAUAAAUGUUAGGUGAGUCUAAAAGUGCUCUUUGAAGCAGCAGCAAUCGGGGAGUAUAUCCUUGUUAUAUAGAAAUACAUUGUCCUUGCUAUUUUCUUACAUUUAACUUUGCUAAAUUGUAUAUAAUUUGAGCUCAGACCAUAGGAAAUUCACUUUCUGCAUGGUAGAAACAACCCAACAGAUAGUCUACGUUGCUUAAUAAUGUACAUAUGGUACAUUAUUUUUUUCUACUUGUAGAUGAAUUUAAUGACAGAGAAUUGUCUGUUCCCUGCUGAGGCUGAAGAUAUCUAGAAGUGUGUGUGUGUGUGUGUGUGUGUGUGUGUGUGUGUGUGAGAGAGAGAGAGAGAGAGAGAGAGAGACAGAGACAGAGACAGAGACAGAGACAGAGAACAAACAUUCCUGUGGUCUUCUGGAUAGGGUACAUAGAGAUUUUUGCAGCAGUAUUAGUGGUUCAGUGGCUGCACUUUAUUAUUGUGCUAAUUUUUGACGAUUGGACUCAAAAUUUUCCAACUAGAGCCUGAGGGUAUCAAACAGUGAAAUGUACUGUAACUAAGUAGCAUGUGAAUCCAUUGAUUGUAAACUGUUCCACUGGGAACUUAUUCUAGCCUCAUGGAGUUCAGGCAGAUGAUAACAAAGUGAUCUACCUGUGCAUCAGUUGCUGCCACAGCCCUUCUUACUGUUCAUGUGGACAUUUUAUGCAGUCUUCAUUAUAAAUUUCCUAAGACUAUGCUCUUUACUUUGAAGGACUAUUUUUUAAUUAUACCUCAUUUAGCUAACUAAUAUUCUAACAACCAGUAGAAAACAGUGAGCCCGCCUCCAAGCAUUCAGCACAUUUAAGCUGCAUGUUUUGUUUUGUCUUGUUUUGAACUGGAGGAAAAGAGAAAUACUUUUGAAUAAAGCAUGCAUGCCAAUACCCAGUAGCAUACAAAAAUAUUACUUUCCUGUCCAUCCAUUAAUGAAUUUAGUUGUGCAAUAUAAUAGGUUGUUCUGCAGUUUACGAGUAAGAAAUUGUAACUGCAUUUUUCAGGCUCCAAAUGCUAAGAAUCUGUAUUAUGGCUUAUAAAGUGUCUUCCUAUGAGCAGUAAAAGGACAAAUUAGGCAGACUUCCUUUUCAAGCUUGUGACUUAGAUUCUUUUAUAAAUAUAGUUCUUAAUCUUUAAAGAUGAGAUUCUAAGCCUAGAAUUUUAAAACCACAUUUCAUUAUGGUGGUUUACUGAUCUCAAAUUUUCUACAAUUUGAUUUUUUUAGACUUAAGAACAGCUAAACAAAACCUUCCUUUAUCUUUCUCAUCACAUCCAGUGGCAGAGAGGAGUUUCUGAGCAUGAAAUCCUGUCUGUGAUUCCGAAGGACAUAGCAGGUCAGGAUAUAAUAAAAGUUAUGAAUUUCAUGUUCAUUAGAAAGAAACUAAACGACUGAGCAUAGAAAUGGAGAGCAGCAAGCAUUUAUCUUAAGGAUUUUCCAGAUUUUACUUUGUAUCUUGAAGUGUGUGCCAUAUGCCAAGAACUAACAGAACUCCGUGUUUCAUCUUUGUACCUGUUUCUUUUUUUAAAGUGAACUUAUGGUCGUUCAUUCCUGUGGCCUUACGGAUGGGUUUGUCUUGACUGUUUGCAACUGAUGCUGCAGUUCCCUUAAUGACAUUUUGCCAUGAACUGUCUGACUACAGUCAUGCCCCACCAUGGGAACUAUGGAGUUUCUUCAUAGACUUUUACUUGUGUGCUUAAACAUUUUCUUUUGCUUCAGUGGCUUACUGUGGAAAGCUCCUGUGGAUAGUAUGGACCUGCCAUGUGGCCAGUCUUUUGAAGCCAGUUCAUUAACUGCACUGAUACUGAUGUUGUGUUUUUUAAAAAUGAAUUUUAUUCCAGGUGAACUUUUUUUUUACAAUAAUGUUCAUCUAAAAUAAAAACUACAUGAUGAAAAAUG